AUGGCACCACGCCCCUCCAUCACCGGCUUCGACCCCAAGAAUGAGCAAUGGCGAUACACCGGACCCUUCACCCGCUUCAACCGCUUCAAGGGCUCCUUCCCCGGCCUCGGCAUAGCCACCGUUGCAUUCGCUGGAUACCUCGUUGCCGAGCAACUGUUCUUCGAGGAUAAGGGCCACCACGAGGAGGGACACUAA
Messenger RNA from Alternaria hordeiaustralica, 195 nucleotides. RefSeq lists its product as uncharacterized. The record is from RefSeq and is a predicted model, not a curated record. Gene Ontology annotation, cellular component: mitochondrion. The transcript is spliced from 2 exons. Bases 1 to 195 code for a protein of 64 amino acids. Gene Ontology annotation, biological process: mitochondrial respiratory chain complex I assembly; electron transport chain. Lineage: Eukaryota; Fungi; Ascomycota; Dothideomycetes; Pleosporales; Pleosporaceae.